Messenger RNA from Babesia ovata, 8307 nucleotides. Its product is annotated as Ribosome-binding protein 1, putative. The record is from RefSeq and is a predicted model, not a curated record. The transcript is spliced from 3 exons. NCBI's taxonomy places the organism in Eukaryota, Apicomplexa, Aconoidasida, Piroplasmida, Babesiidae. Bases 1 to 8307 code for a protein of 2768 amino acids.
AUGACGAAGCACGGCAUUCCGCUUGACACUCUCAAGGAGUGUCUCAUGUUCUUGCUGGCGUUGCAUAAAGACGAGAAGAUGCAAGGCCUGGUGGCCGAAGCACUGGAAAAGCAAAUUAAUGCCUAUUUUAAAUCCACAGUUACUACAGCACGUAACAUUCAAUCCCCAUUUCUUACAGUAGACAACAUUAGAAUCGAGCUCUCCGAAUUCGUUAAGAAAGCGUCAGACUUCUAUACGAGAUUGUGCAAAUCAACAGAGCCUUGGACACAUGGAAAGCAAAACGCAGCGCAACUUGUCAGCGCGCUACUCGACUGCUUUCCCAAGUUCCUAUCCGCGAUGUACUAUCUCUGGUACUGCAUAGAUAAUACCUUCGGAACACUUGGCGGCGGUGGAUGGCAGAAUGACUGGCCUGGAUGGGAGUUGGAUCGACGAGAUUGGUUGGGAACCUAUUGGGGCGGUGACCUGCAGAGAUAUCUCAGAGCAACAGUCGGCGACAAAAAGUACGAUUCUCGCACAGGUUUGUUACCCGGUGGCUUCGGUAAAAACGAGGUGAGAUACAGCUCACGUUUUUGGCACGGUGGCUACGCCCAGGGUUAUAAAAUGGCUGAUGACCUCAGAGAGCUUGUGAGCAAAGGAAGUUUCUACAAUUUCUUCCGCAGCGUGUUUGUGAGUUCGGUGUUCUCCCUAAAUAAUGGCACCCAUAAGGAGUACACGGCAAACGCUCUCUCACUAGUCAGAACAUUUUGCGAUAUUGUGGAAAAAGAGACAAACCAAGAGAGUGGCGGUGCUCUAAUAGAAAAAUUGGAUGAAGGCUUAAACAGUCAAGUGAGAUCACAUACAAGAAAAUCCAUAUGUUGGCAAGACUUGAAAGAACAUUGCGAAAAACUUCGGACAAAAAUCCGCACACUCUUCAACCAGGAAAAACGCUUUGACUUCAUCGGUCAGUCUACGGAUCUUAAAAACCUUCACAAAGAGGAGCUUGCUACCAGAGCAGCGCAUUGGAUGAGGACUCAUCUGACCAAAGUGCGGGGCAAUUUGAGUCAGAUUAGAACAGAUGAAGGUGUCUUGGGACUCCAACAAACGGAUCUUGGAGAAUACUUCACGAAACAUUUCUUCCCCUACGGAUUCAUAUUUAAAGACCAAACCCGCUUUGUAAAGUUGGACAGAGAAGUAAAGCUUUUGAUGACGGAUUGGCGCACAGUAAUCGAUGACCUUAAGAAAGGGACUGACGGCGAUUUGGAUAGGCUUGUGCAGAUUUUGAAUGGUGACGAAAAAAAACAGUGCCCAAAAGAUACCCCGGAUACAAAAGCUGAGGGAACUCCCAACCAGGGUAAGAAAGCUGAGGGAACUCCCAACCAGGGCAAGAAAGGUGAGGGAGCACAGAACCAGGGGAAGAAGGGUGAGGGAACUCCAACUCCCAAUAAUGGCCAAAGUGAAGAAAAACCGCCACCUCCGCCUUCCGGUGCUUCAGGAGGUGCAGGCCCGAAAGGGCCUCCUGGUCCCGCAGCUCCGGCGUCUUCUUCGACUCAAGAUACAUCAGGUGGGAAGAGUGUUCAUCCUCAACAACCUGCACAACUCCCGCCAGUUCCUGCCCCUCCACCGCCAGCUCCCACCAGUCCUGCCGCCCCUACCCUUCCUGGUCCGCCAGGUCCCACGGGUCAGGGUUCACAGGGUAGCGAUGUUUCUAGCCAGGUCCCUGCUUCAUCUUCAAAUGCUGCGCCUCCUCAGACUCCGAGUGCUUCAGGUUCAAGCCCUAGGCCAACUGGUGGCCGGGGGUCUGAUCCACAUGGUGGUCAAGAUGUUACUCAAACUACAAGUCAAGGCACCGGUCAAAGUACAAGCAGCGGCGCUACUCCGUCGGGUGCCCCAGCGCCUGGUUCAGGUGGAGGCGGGGGGUUACCUAAGCCUCAAGUUCCGUCUUCUUCACAGUGCAAACCUGAGCAGGUGUCAUUAUAUGAUAUCGAUGGCAAACAUAUGUGUUAUUCCAAACCUAAGAAUGACAUCCAAACUUAUCCCUACAAUAUCUGGGAGAAAGUCAAUAGCGUUAGAUUACAGGAAAUGUUGGACAAAAAACGUCAAAAACAAGAUGCCCAACGUGGGCCUCAAAUUCCUCCCAAUCACCCACCUCAUCCAAGCCACCCUGCUCCCGUUCCUUCCUCUCGGCAUCCCGUUGCUCGUUCUCGCCCUGUGAAGCCGUACUAUGAUCCAGGGGUUGGGCGAACAAGGCAGGUUGGUGGAGGUGACCACAGUAAUUUGCCUUCUCUAGAAGUCGAUGGCCAGCCAAUUUUAGAUGCACGUCAUAAGCAAGAAGAUCGUCUUCUUGCGCAAAAACGCAAAAAUGAAUUGCUUCGCCUAGAACAAAAAUUCCUCCACACACAGCAACAACUAGCGUCUCAAGACAAAAAACGCAUGGGUGAGAUAGAGCAACGGAAAAAGGAAGCAACUGCAAACUGGGAAAAGAAAAGACAAGAAGCAGAGAGACGUUUAAAGAAAUAUUCGGAUGAUGUAGGAAGAAUACAAAACGUAUUGGAGCGGGGCAAAAAGGAUGCGGAAGAACGCCAAAAGCAGGAGAAAGAUGCCGAGCUACGUAAACAAGAAGAGAAACGUAUGGCGCAAUUGAAAGAGGCAGAAGAGCGUAGGAGACAAGAGGAAGAAAAUGAACGUCAAAAGCUUAAUGCCUUCAGAUCGCAGCACCCGAUUGUCCCGGUGAGCGAUGCGUAUUACCAUUAUCGGAAUAGAUAUCCUAAUAUCCCGACGCACACGCCUACAGGGUUUUCCCCUUUUGGCGAGGAUGAAAUGCCCAGACUGGAAGGGUUUAAUGCCAUCCCCCAAGCUCCGUUGGACGGCGGAGAUGUGGACUAUCUGGUGGGACAAGUAGUGCAGGAUAAUUCUGCAAUUGAGCGACAAGACAAGACGCUUAUGGAAAUUCACGACGCCGAACGCAAAAUAUAUUCCGACAAUGCGGAACGUGAGCGUGAAUUUCAGAAGCUGGAGCUAAUAUCAAAGCACGUGGAUGAAGAGCGAAAGAGACAUAUGGAGGCCGCACAAAAGGAGGCGGAGGAAAUAGAAUUACUGAAUGAUGUAACGGAAACUAUCGAAAUUCCUCAACCACCGGCGAUGCCAGCGUACGAUGCCAAAAUGCGUCAUGAUAUUGCAAACAUUGUGCACAAUCCAAACUUUUUUGAAAUCAAUGGCCGAUCCAUGGAUCCUGCACCUCUUGAUGUCGUAUAUUAUGACACUCCGCUGCCACAAGAGGUUCCGCUGCCCCCCGACCCUGUCCAACCGUCCACCACCGCCGUCGCUAUAAACUUCCCGCCAAUCGACCCUCCGGAGGAUCUCCCCAAAAGAUUUGCCGACACGUACAGUCACAGCCCUGAUGCCGUUCAAACGUGCGUCGCUCCUUGGCUCACCCAGAAACCAACGCAUGACGCUACCGACAUCCCCGUCACGGAGCUGUUCCCCUCCGAGGCGCCGCGCACAGUCAAGGAUAUGCUUGUUUGGAUGGCGGGACUGCGACACGAGAAGCAUAAAAGGACUCUGAAAGAGUGUAUUGAGAAGGCAUUUAAGCGCGGAGAUUAUGACCCUUCAGAUCUCACACUCCCAGUCAACGAUUCUAGUAUCACCGCCGAUAAUCUCCUUCACACCAUUAAGCUUGCCUCCGUGUUCGCAGCCUCUGCGCUCUCCGCCAUUGCGCCUGAGUGGAGAAUGGCAGUGCCGUCUGCAACGUCGACGUCCAAGGAACCUGAUUGCUGCGCCCUCCUCUGCCAGCUGCGAGACUACGUCUACGUCUGUUACCACCAGCUGGCGUUUCUAAAGUCGCAGUGUUCUCGGGUUCAAUCUGAGGGUGGUUGGCAGGAUUGCCGUUACGGCCACAAGGUACACAACUCUCCCCUCCAGGCGUUCCUUACUGACACCUCCAAGUUCAAGACUCAUCCCUUCGACCCGUGUGACAUCUGCCGCAAGAGCUGUGUCAAGAUGGGAUUCAAGGCAGAGGAUUUGCCUGCGUCUCAACAAACCGGCAAGCAUAUUUCAAUCAUCCUCUCUCCCAGCUGCGGCGGCGGAUUAAGGCUGCGGACGCGUCUUACGACGCCCCUCUUGCACCUCCAAAAUAGGUCACUAAUCACCUUUAAUAGAACCUUGUAUAAGUGGAUCGUAAAGACUACAAAGGACAUUGAAGCCGCGCAGAAGCUAGUCCAGAAGAUUUUGGAUGAGGUGAAUGGGAAUGCAAAUCCGAACAACAAAAAUGAGCUUGAUGAGGCAAUUGAAACGGUUGAGAGCAACUUAGAGAACAGUGUUGGGGACUUGAAAAAAUGGAAGGAUGCGGCGGACAAUGUGCUAGAAGGGACGAUUGUGAAGUCUACUCAAGUGCAUAAAGAGUUGGAUCCCACUCAAAAAGAUGACGAUUCAGGGACGACGAUUAGUAAAGGAAUUAAGAAAAUUAAUGAUGCUAAAGGAAAAGUUUCAGGUGUUAAUACUGCGCUUCAAGGGAUUCACACAGAUUUAGGUAAGUGGAAAGAUGCAGCGAACAUUGUGCUUGGCACAGCGGUUAGUAAGGCAGAAUAUGUGCGUGGCAAGUUGGAUCCUAAUAAACAAGAUAACGGCCAUGUUAUUGGCCACAAAUUAAGUGCAAUUAGUGCAGCUAACAAAGGAAUUCAAGAUGCAAAUUCACAACUUGACACACAAGUUAGCAGCUUGAAUUCUUGGAUCAACGAGGCGGAGAAAAUCCGUAAGGCUGCCGAGGACAAGGCCAGGGAAGCCUACGACAAGUUGAAAGUGAAUGAGGCUUUGGACAAAAAUGUUAAGUUAAUUGUGGAGGCUAAAGACAGAAUUAAUGAAGUUCAUAAUAAUCUGAAAAGUGUUCAUGGAAGUUUGGGAGAGUGGAAGAUUAAGGCCGGGGAAGUGCUUGCCGGGGCGAUUGGAAGUGCAGAACAUGUGUAUGAGAAAUUGAAUCCUGAGAAAUAUGGCGGCGCUGCAAAUGAUCACCUUGGCAAAAAAAUCGGUGACAUUGAAGAUAAUAACAACUUGAUUAAGGAGGCGAAUCAAAAUCUGAAAAAUGAAGUUGACAACUUAGGUAAGUGGAGAGAUGCGGCCGGGAGUGUUAUUUCCAAGGCGGACAAGAAGUGUGAGGAGAUACUGAAGAGGGUUGAUAAGGAUCAUAAAGAUUAUAAAGGAGGAAAGAAUGGCCCUGUGAUUUAUACGCAGGCUGAAAAGUUACAAAAUGAAGGUAAAAGACUUUUGCAGGCUGCGACUGAUGCUAAAAAGGCUGUUGAGUCUAAAGUCGGUGACGCACUGAACGCUGUUGUGGAAAUGGACACAUCUCUCAAGAAGGAUUUGAAGGAGGUGAAAGAUAAGAUUAAAUUGGGGAUGCAGAAUGUGAUUGAGCAGUUGGAAGUUAAUAAGUUGGAUCAGAAGGUGAGAGAUGAUUUGAAGAGUUUGAAGGAGAAGAUUAGUGAGCUUACAAAGAAGGUUGGUGAUCAGGUCGGCGAUAACAAUAUUGUUGGUAAGCAAUUAGAGGCGCUACAGGUAGCGAAGGGUGGUAAACUGGAUGGCGUUGUUAGUGGAAUUACAAAUGCUGAAAAGGAACUUGACGGUAAGUUUAAAAGUGGGAUCAGUGAUCCACUUAACGCUAAAGUCCGUGAUGUUGACUCAGCGAUUGGGGCGCUUGGCGGGAAGUUUAAGGAUCUCAAAUUGGAGGAACAGAAGACAUUUGGAGGCAUUUUCGGGCAUAUUCAAAGUAAGGUUGGGGAGAUUCUGAAUGGUGAGGGAGGCGAUAAAGGUUUGGCAGGGAUUGCGAAAGGUUUGGUGGAGAGCUAUGCCGGUGGGUUCAAAAUUUUUAAUAGGAUUGUGACAGGGUGGAUGGAAGGCACUUUGGGGAAUGAUGCUGAGAAAGCGCCCAAAACAUGGCUUGGAGAGUAUAUCGAGGAGAAGAAGAAUGGUGGGAGCCAGGUCAACAGUAAAGAGGCAGAGAACCGUCGAAAUGAGAUUUUACAAGUCCGCGAUGGUAUUAAGAAGGCAAUUGGGAGUACGUUUGUCAUAGCGAUUGAUCAAGCUGGCGAAAAGGUUAAUAUGUCCGAUAACAACAUCCAAACAACCAUUAAAUCCGUAAAGCAAGCCUGCACGUAUUUUGUCGAGCAGCUUGAUAAUGAACUUAAGAAGGGAAUUGGCACGCUUUCUCAGACGAUUUUCCAGAAGAGUACUGACAGUAACGCUGCUGCAAAAAGCAACCUGCAUCUGAAAGUAGCAGUAGAAGCCACGCUGCUUGGUCUCUCCGCCACCACCAGUCAGGUGGCCAACGAAAUUGAGUCCAUCCUGCUCGGCACAUACAGGGUGGGAGAAAAGCCACAUCAGACAAGCAUCGCACAAGAAUUGGAUACCGUCCUCGGGUAUGCCAACAAGCUUGACGGUCAGCUUACCGCGGCGACUACCACCAACUCUUUUCCCCCUGGCCAACCAGAAAGCCCCGCCCGAGCCGUGGACAGUAAGUUGGAGGCGGUGAGGGAUGAGGUUACGGGGCUUACUGCCACCUUUACGGGUAGCGUCACUAAUAACCUUACCGCUGCAGUCUCAAAACUUCCCCAAGCAGUCACUGCUUUCAACACUGUCGCUCAAGCACAGAUCAAGGGUGCGGCGAAGGAGACUAUUAAAGCGGCGGCUGAUCAAAUUCAGAUGGACAGUGGUGGUAAUAUAAAGCUUGAGGAAAAUGGUCAAAUGUCUAACUUCGAAACAGCCCACAAGAUGAUCAGGAAUACCGACAGUGGCCUCCAACCACAACUUCAAGGAAAAGUUGAAGAGCACAUUGGAGAGGAUGAUACGGCGGUUGGUACAGGUGGUGGCGCAGAGAAAGUUAAGAUCGAAAAAGGGAAAUUUACGCAUUAUGAAAAACAUAUUACGCAGCCUCUGGAGUCGGGCAAAACUCUAGAAGGCAAGCAAGACGAAGGCCUCCUUCCAGAGGCAAUCGGAAGCAUCAAGAGUGUAGGUCUGGCAGAACUUAAAAUAAUCGAGCCAGUUGUCGGUGGCAGAGCGGAAAUAGAAGAAAAAACCUUUACCGGUCCGUUCAACACAAUUAAGGAUCAGCUUGACGAGAUCAAGAAAUUGGUUACUCACAGCGGUGGGGAUUUCAUCAAGGGCUAUAAGGAUGACGACAAAGGUGUGAAAAACCUUUUAAGCGAUAUACGUCAGAUGCUAAACAAUGGAUCAUGGAUUGAAGGUAAAAAAGGCCUUGACGCAAUCAAAACGGCGAUUGAAAAAGUGCAAACCGGUGAUUUGACUACCCAACCCCAACAAAUCGACUCAGCCGUCACAGCAAUUAAGGCGAAGCUUGAAGAGCUUAGAGGGAAGUUGAAAGGCAAACAUGGCAGUACCGAAGAUGUAAUACAUGCUUUGGGUAUCUUGAAACGCGACGGUCUUAGUAAUGGUGAUUGGCAUAAUGGUAAGAAUUUUUGGACACCGAACGGUCAACCUCUUAGUGGUCUCGGGAAAAUCCAGCAGGGACUUCAGGAGCAGAAUGAGCAAUUGGGCAAUCAAAACAAAAUCAUUGGAGAUGCCAUCGACAAAAUUAAAUGGGCGCUUGCAUGUCUCGGAUUUAAGUUGCAAGCUGACCUGGUUGGGGAAAAAGAUUGGGAAAAUGGAAUAAAAGCCAAAGAUAAUCUCCAUGACAUUUACGAAAAAAUAAAGCAAUUGCAAUCCGGUGAUUUUACGAAUAAACCCAUUGAAAUUGAAAAUGCGAAGAAAGUAAUUGUAAAUGAACUCAUUGCCCUCCGAAAUGAGUUGCAAGGCUCUAAACUAGGUGAAGAUGUCAUUACCACAUUGAACGAUUUGAAGACCACGGGGCUUGGCAAAGAGGCAAGUUGGAACCCAAAAGGCCACAAUGCCAAGGGCCUUCAAAACAUCGAAAAUGAUCUUAGCACUCAACAAAGUGAGUUGGCAAAACAACCCGGCGCAAUCGGCGGUGGCGUCGACCAAAUCACCCAGUCGCUUGAGAGCCUUAGAGGGACGUUGGAAAAUCAAGUCACCGAUAAACUCAAGAAGCUGAAAGACCAUGGCCUUGAAAAAGGUGAUACACCGUGGACAUCCGACAAUCAGUCUCUCACAGGCCUCACUAAAAUCACUUCAGACAUCGUGGCCAUAAAGGACAAUGACGUUGACUAUGUUAAGCGUUAUGUUGUCACCCUCCGCAGUGCCAUGAGGAACGCCGACGCAGACAUUGGUAGCAAUUUGCAAAUGCUGGAGAUUGAGAGGAUAGAUGAUGGCAUCACGGAAAGAAAGGUGAUGGCCUAUACCCUAACGUUGAAAGAACGUAUGAAGUGA